Messenger RNA from Stereum hirsutum FP-91666 SS1, 3792 nucleotides. Its product is annotated as antiviral helicase. Gene Ontology annotation, molecular function: RNA binding; ATP binding; RNA helicase activity. The coding region runs from base 30 to 3752 and encodes 1240 amino acids. Gene Ontology annotation, biological process: nuclear-transcribed mRNA catabolic process, 3'-5' exonucleolytic nonsense-mediated decay. The record is from RefSeq and is a predicted model, not a curated record. Gene Ontology annotation, cellular component: Ski complex. Lineage: Eukaryota; Fungi; Basidiomycota; Agaricomycetes; Russulales; Stereaceae. The transcript is spliced from 21 exons.
GCCAGCUCUUGAUCCUUCUGGAGCCUGCUAUGGAUUUUGUGGAUACCAUAUCCAAAGUCGCUCAGCCAAAAUCGACCGAUGCCUCUGGUCUAUUGGCGGAGCUUGGGCUCGACACGAUACCUUCCCGUGAACAGGUCCAUCAGAACCUGAAUGACCGUCUGCUCGUUCCACGAGAGAGACUUCCUGCAAAUUGGCUCAAAGACUAUCAGGUCCAUUGGGAGCAUCCGCUGGCCAUACCUUCGCUAUUGCAGAGUUCGCCCUCAAUACCGCCCACCACUCUGUCCUUCGUCAGGACGGGGCUAGGUGGGCGUGUUACUGGUUACGCAGAGGUUCCGGCGCCCACUGUUCAAACCGGAUUGACGUCAACAUCCAUUGACCGUGCGCCAGGCCCAACAAAAAACUUCGUGCGAGGGAAGUCCGGCUUCGUACCCUUCUGGCCUGGUGGUCUCGAGAACCUUGCCGGUGUGACCGAGGAUGUGGCAGAAAAGUCUGGCCAAGUCAAAGGGCUACGGACUGUGGCGCCAGGAUUGAGUCGUGGACUUCGACUUCCCGGCGAUGAGGAAGAUCCAGAUGUGGUUAACGAGCUUGAUGCCCUGGCACAACAUGACUUUAACGACGAUGUCGCGGAUGGCCAGAUCCCCGAGUAUGCUAACGGUCAUAUUGAUGACUUUGCACCAGCAGCUGGCCCGUCAUCGGAGAUAGACGAUCUUCUACCUACAUCUCGAGCACAACUCAACCCGGUCUCUUCUGCUCGUAGACCGAUAAAGCGCGUCAACGUGCAAAAGCGAGACUGGGCGCACGUCGUGGAUAUCAAUAAACCGAUGAAGAACUUCCAUACCCUGGUCCCUGAAAUGGCUCACAAGUAUCCGUUCGAGUUGGAUACGUUCCAGAAAGAGGCGGUCUAUCAUCUCGAGAUGGGAGACUCCGUCUUCGUUGCCGCUCACACUUCAGCCGGAAAGACCGUCGUGGCAGAGUAUGCUAUCGCGCUCGCCGAGAAACAUAUGACCAGAGCCAUCUAUACCUCACCCAUCAAAGCGCUCUCGAACCAAAAAUUCCGAGACUUCAAACAGACAUUCUCGUCCAGCUCUGUUGGUAUCCUGACGGGAGACGUGCAGAUCAAUCCGGAGGCGAAUUGUCUUAUUAUGACAACAGAGAUUUUGAGAAGCAUGCUUUACAAGGGUGCAGAUCUUAUUCGGGAUGUGGAGUUUGUGAUAUUCGAUGAGGUGCACUAUGUCAAUGAUGCCGAGCGCGGUGUAGUAUGGGAAGAGGUCAUCAUCAUGCUACCAGACCACGUCAACAUCAUCCUACUCUCCGCAACUGUGCCCAACGCAAAAGAAUUCGCAGAUUGGGUCGGCCGGACGAAGAAAAAGGACAUAUACGUCAUCUACACCGCUAAACGUCCCGUCCCUCUCGAACACUACCUCUGGGCCGGACGCGAGAUGCACAAGAUCGUCGACGCAGACCGAAAUUUCCUGGGCCUAGGGUACAAAGAAGCGGGCGAAGCACUCCGUCGAAAACAGGACAAGGAGCGUGAAGCAGCCGGGAUGCCUCCCGUCCAACGUGUAGGCGCACGCGGGGCUGCACCUCAAAGAGGAGGCGGUCAACGUGGCGGUGGGAGAGGAGCUCCCACUGGCCGGGGAGGCCCUGCUCGAGGAGGUCCGCGAGAAGGUGGCGGUGGAGGUGGAGGUGGUUUCACUAGGACGUUCAAUGCGGUAGACAAAAGUCUGUAUGUCCACCUGCUGGGACAUCUGCGGAAAAAGUCGUUGCUCCCUGUGGUCGUGUUCACGCUGUCGAAGAAACGGUGCGAGGAGAAUGCAGGGACGCUUUCGAAUGUGGAUUUGUCGACUGCGGUAGAGAGGAGUGAGGUGCAUGUGGCGAUUGAGAAGGCGGUUUCGAGGUUGAAGGGGUCGGAUAGAAAGCUACCACAGAUCGGGAGGAUGAGGGAUUUGCUGUCGAGAGGGAUUGGUGUGCACCAUGGUGGAUUACUGCCGAUCGUUAAAGAGGUCGUAGAGAUUCUGUUCGCCAGAGGACUCGUCAAAGUUCUAUUUGCAACCGAAACGUUCGCCAUGGGCGUUAACAUGCCAGCCAAAUGCGUUGUCUUCUCUGGUAUCCGAAAACACGAUGGAAAGAGCUUCCGCGACAUUCUCCCCGGAGAAUACACCCAAAUGGCCGGCCGAGCAGGUCGUCGAGGGUUAGACCCAACCGGGACAGUGAUCAUCGUAACGAAUGAUAACCUCCCCGAGCAAACGACGUUGAACACCAUGAUCCUCGGCACGCCUGGGAAACUCAACUCGCAGUUCCGGUUGACGUAUAAUAUGAUACUGAACCUGCUGCGAGUGGAGGCUCUCAAGGUGGAGGAGAUGAUCAAGCGGAGUUUUUCGGAAAAUGCGUCGCAGAAGCUGUUGCCUGACCAGCAGAAGCAGGUGAUCGAAAACGAGAAGGUGCUACAGAAGAUGCCUAAGCUCGAGUGUGACAUCUGUUUAGAGGAUAUCAGCACCUACUACGACGUUUCAGCCGAUCUGGUCUAUAUAAACCAGGAGUUGAUUUCCACAGCCUCUGGGCAUCCUCAGGGUAUCAAAUCAUUGUCGGCAGGACGGGUCGUCAUCCUACGCGACGGACACUUCCGCUUCAGCGCGGCUGUUUUGUUGAAGUCGAUACCGGGGAGUAAUAAGGUAAAGACGUAUUGUGUUCUAGCUUUGGUGGAUCAGGAAACGAAGGAGGGCAAGCAUGACCUCGAUCUCCAAAGUGUACCUCCUCGGGUGCUUCCCACACCUCAAUCGCUCGCGGUCCAAGAUGGCGUCUACGACCUGAGAUUUAUCCCUCUCACGAGUAUAUCCAUGGUCACCAGUCGAAUGAUUAAGGUCGACGUGGACGGCAUCGUGGAGAAACAUUCGAAGACCAGAAUGACGGACGCCAUACUCGCACUCGACACUAUAGUCAAAGAAUGGAUCUCAUCCGGUGCUGUUCCCGAAGUGGACUGGCGAAUACGUUCUUUUGAUUUCCAGCAGAUGCUACGAGAAAAAGACAGGUUGCUCAGACGAGUUGAGAACCCGGCUUGUCUGUUGUGUGCGGACUUUAACCAUCAUUACACUAUUCUUCAUGCAGAGAAGGUGCUCCGGGCAAACAUUGCUAACCUGAAGCUGGCCAUAUCGGACCAGAAUUUGGAGUUGAUACCGGAUUACGAGCAACGGAUAGGGGUGCUGCAGGAGCUUCAAUUCAUUGACCAGAACUCAACGGUGCUUUUGAAGGGAAGGGUGGCAUGUGAGAUCAACUCUGCGAACGAGCUCAUCCUCACGGAGCUCAUCCUGGAAAACACACUGGCCGCAUACGAGCCGGAAGAGGUCGUCGCGCUGCUCUCCUGCUUCGUGUUCCAGGAAAAGACAGAAGUCGAGGCGGUCUUCCCACCCAAACUGGGCGAAGGACGGGACAAGAUCCUCGCGAUCGCGGACCGGGUUGGAGCGGUGCAGGACCGACACAAGGUCCCAGCGGACGACUUCCGAUCGAGUCUGAAGUUUGGAUUGAUGGAAGUCGUGUAUGAGUGGGCAAAGGGCAUGCCAUUUGAACAAAUCACGGCUCUGACGGAUGUGGCAGAGGGAACGGUGGUGCGUGUGAUCACGCGCUUGGACGAGACGUGCAGGGAAGUGCGGGACGCGGCGCGGGUGAUUGGAGACGCAGACUUGAUGAAGAAGAUGGAAGAAGCGCAGAUCAAGAUCAAGAGGGACAUUGUAUUCGCUGCUAGCUUGUAUUUCUAAAUGUAUCCUAGGACUGAGCAUCCAGUGUAGCGUUAUGUGG